Messenger RNA from Microcebus murinus (gray mouse lemur), 3140 nucleotides. The record is from RefSeq and is a predicted model, not a curated record. NCBI's taxonomy places the organism in Eukaryota, Metazoa, Chordata, Mammalia, Primates, Cheirogaleidae.
AUGUGGAAAGGAGAUGUGAUUCAUCCUCAUGCCACCGAGCUGCCGGGUCCUGCCCCGCACACAGGAGCCACCCGUGCCUGGGGAGACAGCUGGCUCCUUGCUGCCGCUUUUAGUAUCAGGGUGUUCGACGCUGGGGAGGUGUUUGGGAUAAUGCAAGUGGAGGAGGCGGGCGAGGAGGAGGAGGAGGAGGCCGCGGCACAGGAGGCGAGGAAGAAGCAGCCCAACCCGGGCCGUGAGCUGUGCUACAAGGUCAUCGUAACCAGGGAGAGCGGGCUCCAGGCGGCCGACCCCAACAGCAUCUUCCUCAUUGACCACGCCUGGACGUGCCGCGUGGAGCACGCCCGCCGCCAACUGCAGCAGGUGCCGGGGCUGCUGCACCGCAUGGCCAACCUAAUGGGCGUCGAGUUCCACGGCGAGCUGCCCAGCGAGGACGCGGUGGCCCUGGUGCUGGAGGAGAUGUGGAAGUUCAACCAGACCUACCAGCUGGCCCAGGGGACAGCCGAGGAGAAGGUGCCCGUGUGGUACAUCAUGGAUGAAUUCGGCUCCCGGAUCCAGCACGCGGACGUGCCCAGCUUCGCCACCGCGCCCUUCUUCUACAUGCCGCAGCAGGUGGCCUACACGCUGCUGUGGCCCCUGAGGGACCUGGACGCGGGUGAGGAGGUGACCCGGGACUUUGCCUACGGAGAGGCAGACCCUCUGAUCAGGAGGUGCGUGCUGCUGCCCUGGGCCCCCGCCGACAUGCAGGACCUCAGCUCCGCCACGCCCGAGCCGCCCGCUGAGCACUACCAGGCCAUUCUGGAGGAGAACAAGGAGAAGCUGCCGCUUGCCAUCAGCCCAGCGGUGCCGCGUCCCCACGACCACGUCUUCAGGGUCUACACGGACAUGCAGCAGGUGCUCAGGGCCCUCACCCACCCGCGCUUCACCUUCACCCAGAGCGAGGCGGACGCCGACAUCCUCUUCAACUUCUCCCACUUCAAGGACUACAGGAGGCUCAGCGAGGAGCGGCCGGGCGUGCUGCUGAACCAGUUCCCCUGCGAGAGCCUGCUGACCGUGAAGGACUGCCUGGCCUCCAUCGCGCGCCGGGCCGGGGGCCCCGAGGGUCCCCCCUGGCUGCCCCGAACCUUCAACCUGCGCACUGAGCUGCCCCAGUUUAUCAGCUACUUCCAGCAGCGGGAGCGGCGGGGUGAGGACAACCACUGGAUCUGCAAGCCCUGGAACCUGGCCCGCAGCCUGGACACGCACAUCACCAAGAGCCUCCACAGCAUCGUCCGGCACCGAGAGAGCACCCCCAAGGUUGUGUCCAAGUACAUUGAAAGUCCCGUCUUGUUCCUCCGAGAUGACGUGGGCAAGGUCAAGUUCGACAUCCGCUACAUUGUGCUGCUGCGGUCGGUGAAGCCCCUGACCUUGUUCGUGUACGACGUGUUCUGGCUGCGCUUCUCCAACCGGCCCUUCGAGCUCAAUGACCUGGACGACUACGAGAAGCAUUUCACGGUCAUGAACUACGACCCGGACGUGGUGCUUAAGCAGGUGCAUCAUGAUGCGUUUAUCCCGGAGUUUGAGAAGCAAUACCCAGAAUUUCCCUGGAGCGGCGUCCAGGCGGACAUCUUCCAGGCCUUCACGGAACUGUUCCAGGUGGCCUGUGCCAAGCCACCACCCCUGGGCCUGUGUGACUACCCCUCGUCCCGGGCCAUGUAUGCCGUUGACCUCAUGCUGAAGUGGGACGACCAUCCAAAUGGGCGGCGAGUGAUGCAGCCGCAGAUCCUGGAGGUGAACUUCAACCCGGACUGCGAGCGAGCCUGCCGGUAUCACCCCACCUUCUUCAACGACGUCUUCAGCACCUUGUUUCUGGACCAGCCUGGCGACUGCCACGUCACCCGCCUCGUCUAGGCACUUGCUGUCCCUUUAACCCGUGCUGGGGGUGGCAUGCCCACCUCGGGUCUCUGAGCUGCUUCUGAAAGGCCCCGCCCGCCCUUCCCCCUCCUCCCUCCCUCCCUCAGGCCCAGCCUUGGUCCUGGCCUCACCCCAGGAGCUCAGGGUCCUUCUCCCACCAGAGGGCUGGAGCAGGACGGCAGUGGAGUCCCCGGGGCUCCCCUCACCACCACCUGGUAGUGUCCGCCGCUGCCAGGGCCUCCUCCCCGGGCGCUGAGCGAUGCCCAGGGUGCUGUUUCCAGGGGGCAUGGAGGCAGGGCUCCGGGCAGGAGCUCUCGAGUCAGGGCAGCGCUGGGGACCCUGUGUCACACGGGCCGGGCGGGUCUCUGUCCCAGAGUCUCUGCCCUCACGCACCAUGGCUCCCCUGUGCAGGUGUCGGCCUCAGGCGCUGCCUGCAGGGCUCUGUGACAGGUGGCCCGGAACAGCCUGGGGGAGCUGCACCUGCCUUACCACCUCCCCCAGCUGCCCAGAACCUUCACCGGCAGACCUCGCCUGCGUUCCAGGCAGGAGGGCAACUGUCUUCUGUUACUGUUCCUUUUCCAGACAUCACGGGUCCCAGACCCCAACAGGGAAGUCGGCCUGUAGAGUCCCCUUGUCCCAGUGGCCUCUGUGCUCAGUGGGUGCCCCGCUGGGUCCAACUUAGUCUGAUUGCAGCUGGGACCCUCUGGCAAGGGCUCUCAGGGCAGGUGUGGGGGCCAGAGCACAAGGCGGGCGGCGAGUGGAAGAUGAUUCCAAGGAGAACUUUACGUUAAAGUCAGGUGCCAUCUUCUACCAGCGCCUGCAGUCGUGAUGUUGGCUUUUUGUUGUUUUUUAACUUAUGGGAGGAAAAUACAAAAUUCUAGUUCUUUCCUAAUUUUGUUUCCAAAAUCUAGAGUCAGCUGCUGGUGUUUUUUGUAGCUGCAGCACCUGGGCCGGGCUCACGGCAGCGGGCGGGGCUGGCGCCCUGGGCAGGUGGGAGCUGCUUCCGGGGCCUUCAGGUGUGCAGGAAGGCGGGGCUGGGCAUGGUGGCGUUUCAUUUCUGAAGCUAAAAGUGAUCCCUGUAGCAAAACUGCGCACAGGUAUUCCGCCUGCCCCCUUGGUGUUAGGGGCGCCUCGCCCUCCCCCGCAGGACCGCAGCUGGAGGGCAGCGCCCGCCUGUUUCCCUGGGAGCACUGCUGCGCUGCGGUCCCUUCCGCUGGAUUGUGUGCUGCAAUAAAGGACGCCUUCUCCCA